Messenger RNA from Ixodes scapularis (black-legged tick), 625 nucleotides. RefSeq lists its product as uncharacterized. Lineage: Eukaryota; Metazoa; Arthropoda; Arachnida; Ixodida; Ixodidae. Bases 209 to 580 code for a protein of 123 amino acids. The record is from RefSeq and is a predicted model, not a curated record. The transcript has 3 exons.
CGCGUUCGCGAAGCGUUUGCGGAUGCGGUUGGCGAACGGCUCCGUUCACAUACACCAGAACGCGAUCGGCGGUUUCUCGGCGGUUACCGAUUGCUUCGCCAUCUUUCGAGACUUUCGUUUGGCAACCAUGUUUUACAAUCCAAAAUCCACUCUGCUCUACAAUCCAAACUGAAGCCGAAUCCUCUCGGCUUGCGGCUUGGAAAGAAACAUGGACGACUCCACGAGCGACGGCAGUGACGAAGAAGCUGUUGCAGUUGCUUUGGUGACGCUAGUUUUGGCGUCCGCUGAAAGAAGCGAGCGGCGUCGUCCUCGUAGAUGGUGGGUCCGUCCUUGCUUCCGUGACCGUGACGAGAAUGGACAGGGGGCGAACCUCGUUCCCCUUCUUCGCGAGCGGGACCUUGAGUACUACCGGGACUUCCUGAGGAUGCCUCCCAGCGCCUUCGAUACAAUCCUCGGCUUGAUCGGCGACAGAACCAGGAAAGAGGACACGAACUUCCGCAAGGCCAUUCCUCCGGACGUGCGCCUCGCCCUCACCAUCAGGUUUCUUGCCGCUGGGGAGACGUUGAGAAGCGUAUCCUAGAACUUCUUGACGGCAAGGUCAACAUGCUGCGAGAUAAUACCCGAG